Messenger RNA from Scophthalmus maximus (turbot), 2556 nucleotides. Its product is annotated as E3 ubiquitin-protein ligase TRIM21-like. NCBI's taxonomy places the organism in Eukaryota, Metazoa, Chordata, Actinopteri, Pleuronectiformes, Scophthalmidae. Gene Ontology annotation, molecular function: zinc ion binding; protein binding. The record is from RefSeq and is a predicted model, not a curated record. The coding region runs from base 223 to 2049 and encodes 608 amino acids. The transcript is spliced from 3 exons.
AAAGUUUUCAGCAUGGUAAUAAAAUGAAAGAGGUAAAGACAAAAUUCUCUCCUCAAGCUCCAACAGUCAACUUUUUUAAUGUCUUGAUUUGAUUCAUAUGUAUUCCAUUAAUAUAUCUCUCACUAACAGUCACAUUGUUCUCUUCUCACACCUGGUGGGCGGAGCUCCACCUUAUUUUUAUAUUUUUUCGGAGCUUCGGCUUGCUGCUGCUUCGCUGUUGGAAUGAGGAGGACGAACAGAAGAGCAGGUGACAAGGUGAACGAAAGUGAAAGUGUGUCGGAGCAACAAGUGUUUCUGAGCAGCAGUUUCGGAGCACUAGUCUCUCAACACGGAUCUGUUAAAUCCACCCAAGUUUGUCAUCCAGCCGACAAACAUCACCUUGGUGGAGACGUUACAUGCGUAGACAUGUCUUCUGCAAACUGCCUGCUGUCUGAAGAUGACUUUCUGUGCCCCAUCUGUCUGGAUAUGUUCACUGAUCCAGUCUCUACACCAUGUGGACACAACUUUUGCCAGCACUGCAUCACUACACACUGGACCAUGAUUGUCCCGUCCCAGUGUCCCGUGUGCAAAGAGGUUUUCUACACUAGACCCCAGUUGAGGGUCAACACUUUCAUCUCGGAGAUGGUUGCUCAGUUCAGACAUGAAGCUCAGCAGACAACCAGCGGCAGCAGCUCAGAACAACACGUUUCCAAAGGAGGAGACGUUUCCUGUGACAUCUGCACUGGAGCCAAACUGACGGCCCUGAAGUCCUGCCUGGUUUGUCUGGCCUCCUACUGCGAGACUCACCUGGAGCCUCACCUGUCGGCUCCACGCCUGCAGAGACACCAGCUGAUCGACCCCGUGGACGACCUGGAGGACAGGAUGUGUCCGACGCACGGAAAACCUCUGGAGCUGUUCUGUCAGACCGACCAGACCUGCGUCUGCAAACUCUGCCCUGUUUUAGAUCACAAGACACAUGACGUGGUUCUGUUGAAAGAAGAGUAUGAAGGAAAGAAGGCAGAGCUGGAGACGACGGGGCCUGAAAUUCAGAAGAUGAUCCAGGAGAAACGAGUGACGAUUGAGGACAUCGAACGCUCGGUGAAGAUCAGUAAAGAGGAGGCAGACAGAGAGAAAGCCGAAGGUGUUAAGGUCUUCACUGCUCUGAAGGAGUCGAUAGACAAAGGCCUGAACGAGCUCAUGGACGAGAUCGAAGACAAGCAGACGACGACGGAGAAACAGGCUGAAGACUCCAUCACAGAGCUGGAACAGGAAAUCUCUGAGCUGAUGAAGAGGAGCACUGAGGUGGAGCAGCUCUCUCUCUCUGAAGACCACAUCCACCUCCUCCAAAGCUUCCCAUCCCUGAAAGCUGCUCCGACCGCCAAGGACUGGAGGAAGGUCAGAGUCCGUCCACCAUCACACGAGGGGACAGUGGCGAGAGCAGUGUCUCGGCUGGAGGAGACGCUCAGUAAAGAGGUGAAGAAGCUGAAGGAGGCUGAGCUGAGGAGGGUCCAGCAGUUUGAAGUGGACGUGACUCUCGACCCCGAUACAGCGAAUCACUGGCUCGUUUUGUCCGAUGACGGAAAACAAGUACACGACGGUGAUGUGCGGCAGAGUCUACCAGACAACCCAGAGAGAUUUUGUCCUUGUACAAAUGUCUUCGGAGAGCAGAGUUUGUCCUCGGGUAGGUUUUACUUUGAGGUUCAGGUUACAGGGAAGACUAAAUGGGAUUUAGGAGUCGCCAGAGAGUCGAUCAACAGGAAGAAAAUCAACACUCUGAGCCCUGAGCUCGGUUACUGGACGAUAUGGUUGAGAAAUGGAAAUGAAUACAGAGCUCUUUCUGACCCUGAUGUCCGUCUCUCCCUGACGUCUCGGCCUGACAGGGUCGGGGUGUUUGUGGACUAUGAGCAGGGUCUGGUCUCCUUUUACGACGUGGAUGCUGCGGCUCUUAUCUUCUCCUACACCGGCUGCUCCUUCACCGAGAAGCUCCGCCCGUUCUUCAGUCCCUGCAAUGCCGAUGAUGGUGAAAACUCCGCCCCUCUGAUCAUCUGCGCUGUCAAGCAAACUGGGUAGAUUAAUAACUUUAGUUAUUAUUACCGACGCCAAGGAUUUUAUGUUUUCACCCCCUGUUUGUCGGUCAGCGGGAUGAAAACCUCCUGAACAGUUAUCCAGUAAACUUGAUGGAAGGAUGGAACAUGGAACAAGCAAGAAUCCAAUUAAACGUUGGUUAUUGGAUCUGGACAAAGGGGGCGGAGACAGGAAUGUUUGAUCUCUCUCUUUAAUAUUGUGAAAUAGAAGGUUUUUUAACAUCACUGAUUUCACAGAAUAAAUCGUGGAUCGAGAUGAAAACUAUCGGACACAUUUACUGAGUGAUUCUAUUCUAGGAACUUUAACGUCACACGAUAAGAACUUUCUGACAGUGUUUGCCAUGAUAGUCUUCAUGAUUCUGUAUGGAUGAAUAUUAAUCAGGGUUGUUUCACCGAGGCUCACACGGGUCGAUCACAUUAUGAAUGGGUGGUGGCAGAAACCAGAGCAGGAUGUGUGAGCGCUUUGUGUUACUAAUAAAAAUAUUUUUCUAUC